CCUCACCUGAACACCACCAUAAUGUUUGAAAUACCCAGCGCAAAGCGCGUCCGUCGCGAUGAGCUCCAGUCACCCAGAUUGUCUCCCCGCUCCUCACCCGACCCUGACCUCACAGACCUUCUCCGUUCUCGCUCCCACAAUGAUUACACGUUCGCAGCAGUCGACUCCAACGAGCAAGAAGAUAAUGUCGAAGGUGCACAAAGUGACCAGGAGGAAACCGAAUUGAUACUGUUCGGCGGUCCUUCAGGCGCGCCGCAACAACUGAAGAUCCGACUGAAGUCACCAGAGCCAGAAGCUGGUGAUGCAGGGUUUACCGUCAGGCGGCCUCGGAAAUACUACUUUGCAGACGAGUUAGACAGUGAACGGGAAGCGCAAUUGAAGACUGCGGCGGUCGAUGGAGAUGCGGUGUUGGAAAUGGCGAGGAUACCUUGGCCUGGCUGCGCUUUGCCUUGGAAGGUCAGAGCCAUAUCUGCGAAGGGUAUCAGGAGGACCGUACUGAUGGAUCACCCACGGAAGUUGGUGACGGUCGAGGAGAAAAUACGCAAGAAAAAGCGAAAGGGCAAGAAGACCAGGAUUGCGAUGCGUAAGAAAUUGCAGGCGAGGACGGGGAAAGAGAUUGAGGAAGAUAGGUUGGCAAAGGAAAAGGAAGACGCCGAGAGGGAGAAGCGUACUCUCAGGAACAGAGAAAAGAAGCUCAAAAAGAAGGCCAGAGACAAAGCGAAGAAGUCAUUGGCGGAUCCUGGUGAGCCCGCAGCCAGCCAAACAGCUAAAGAUGAUCAUGGGGAGUGAAUCAAGCGCGAAACUUGUACGUCUCGGUGGUGAACUGGACGCAAAUAAUGAAAUGGCAAUUAAUCGUAUGAACUAAGAUCUCC
Messenger RNA from Aaosphaeria arxii CBS 175.79, 872 nucleotides. RefSeq lists its product as uncharacterized. NCBI's taxonomy places the organism in Eukaryota, Fungi, Ascomycota, Dothideomycetes, Pleosporales. The record is from RefSeq and is a predicted model, not a curated record. The coding region runs from base 22 to 789 and encodes 255 amino acids. The transcript is spliced from 2 exons.